UCAGCCACUGCAGCUCCCCGAGCACUCUCUCCACAGGGACUCGGACCCCAGACAUGAGGAGGCUCCUCAUGGUCACCAGCCUGGUGGCUGUGCUGCUGUGGGAGGCAGGUGCAGCCCCCGCACCCAAGGUCCCUAUCAAGAUGCAAGUCAAACACUGGCCCUCAGAGCAGGACACAGAGAAGGCCUGGGGCGCCCGUGUGGUGGAGCCUCCGGAGAAGGACGACCAGCUGGUGGUGCUGUUCCCCAUCCAGAAGCCGAAGCUCUUGGCCACCGAGGAGAAGCCACCAGGUGAGGGCAGGGGCCCCAUCCUUCCAGGCACCAAGGCCUGGGUGGAGACCGAGGACACCCUGGGCCGUGUGCUGAGCCCCCAGCAGGGUCCCAAGCCCGACCAUGACAGCCUGUACCACCCUCCGCCUGAGGAGGACCAGGGCAAGGAGAGGCCCCAGUUGUGGGUGAUGCCAAAUCGCCAGCUGCUCCUGGGACCGGAGGAAGAUCAAGACCACAUCUACCACCCCCAGUAGGGCUCCGGGGCCAUCACUGCCCCGCCCUGUCCCAAGGCCCAGGCUGUUGGGACUAGGACCCUCCCUACCCUGCCCCAGCUAGACAAAUAAACCCCAGCAGGCCGGGAGCGGUGGCUCACGUCUGUAAUCCCAGCACUUUUGGAGGCCAAGGCAGGCGGAUCACCUGAAAUCAGGAGUUCCAGACCAGCCUGGGCAACAUGGUGAAACCCUGUCUCUACUAAAAAUACAAAAAUUAGCCGGG
This is a messenger RNA of Nomascus leucogenys (northern white-cheeked gibbon), 762 nucleotides long. RefSeq names its product proline rich acidic protein 1 (gene PRAP1). Lineage: Eukaryota; Metazoa; Chordata; Mammalia; Primates; Hylobatidae. The record is from RefSeq and is a predicted model, not a curated record.